AUGGGUGCCGGGAAACCAGGAAGCAUAAAAAAUACCGAUCAACCGUCUACAACUUCGGAACAUAAUCCCGAACGACGUCGUGUCAACAAUAUCCAAAAUAUUCGCAGCAUCCGUAUGAUCUGUUUGUACAACACUGCUGAUAGUAAAAGCAAAGAUUGGCAACAGGCUAUUGCAGACAUACAACAAGCUGUUCACAAUAAUAUUACAUUUUCAGAUAGUGAUCAAUGUUUGGAAUUUAUUCAAAAUGACGAUAUGAGAGUAUGCGUAGUCAUUUUCGGAUCACUUGGACAGGAAUUCAUAUCUCGUAUACAUGAUAUGCCUCAAGUAGAUUCAGUUUUUAUUUAUUCUGACAAUAGACCACGUGACGAACAAUUGAUUAAGCUCUGGACCAAGAUCAACGGUGUUUUCAGAGAUACAGCACCCAUAUGCCGAGUACUUAAGAAAACAAUUCAACAAUGUGAACAAAACACCAUACCACUCAGCUUUUUACCAUCACCUAUAGUUUUGGAUCAGUUAGAUUUACCUUUCUUAUACGCACAUAUUCUUAAGGAAGUGAUAUUAACCAGUAAUUUCGAAGAAAAACAUUUAAAAGAAUUCAUUGAUUAUUGUCGUGAAUUAUUUGCAAACAACAAAGAAGAAUUAGUUGAUGUCAAAGAAUUCGAAAGCAAAUAUCGUACUCAAACACCUAUAUGGUGGUAUACCAACGAUUGUUUUUUAAAUCCAAUGCUCAACUAUGCAUUACGAACUAUGAAUGGUGAGAUGAUCACAUCUAUAAGUUUUUUUAUCGUCGAUCUUCAUCGACAAAUCGUACAACUUCAUCAAGAACAAUAUAAGAGUAAGCCAUCGUCGUCUGCAAUCUUUACAGUAUAUCAUGCUCAAGGUUUAACCAAAGUAGAUUUUGAACAAUUGAAAAAAAGUCGAGGUGGAUUAAUUUCAUUUAACAAUUUUCUAUUGACCAGUAAAAAUUCUAAGCAUUCACUUAGUUUUGCUCAAGAUAAUGGAACAAAAGGUGAUCUAGUGGGCAUUAUGUUCAUUAUGAAAAUUGAUCCUUCUCAAUCAAGUUUUCCGUUUGCUUCUGUUCGUGAUGUUAGUUAUUCUAAUGCAGAAGAUGGAAUUUUGUUUUCAAUGCCAACACUUUUUCGAAUUAAUGAUAUUAAACGAUUAGCUGCAAAUAAUCGAGUUCAAGAAGUCAGUUUGACUCUUGUUAGUGAUAAAGACAAAGAUCUUGCUCUAUUAACAAAUUAUAUUCGACAAGAGAACACUCCUGAUAAACAAGGAUGGUAUCAACUAGGUUCACUUUUAAUGAAAAUGAAUUAUCUUGACAAGGCUGAACAAUUUUAUCAGUUUCUACUAGACCAAACAAAAGAUAUGACUAACAAAGCAGCUAUUUAUAGUCAACUUGGACAGAUUAAAGAUAUUGAAAAAAAAUAUUCCGAAGCAACAGCGUUCUAUGAAAAAGCAAUAGCUAUCUAUCAAAAAACACCUCCUACUGAUCAACUUGACUUAGCAAAUUUAUAUUUUAACAUCGGUCUGAUUUAUUCUAAAAUAGAUAAUACAUCAAAAGCAAUUUCAGCUCACAAAGAAGCUCUAAAAAUUCGUGAACAAUUGCUUCCCCCUGAUCAUAUAGAUUUGGCUAAAUCCUACGGAAAUGUUGGUUUAUUAUGUGUCAAUUCGAAUGAUUAUUCAGCAGCAAUUUCAUAUUUUGAAAAAGAACUUUUAAUUAAUGAGAAAAUUCUUCCUGCAAAUCAUCCUGGUUUAGCUGUGUGUCUCAUGGAUAUUGGAAUGUUGUCUUACAAUAACGGUAAUUAUUCGAAAGCAUUAAGCUCUUUUGAAAAAGCUCUUGAAAUUCGUCAAAAAAUACUUCCUCCCAAUCAUCCUGAUUUGGCUGAACUCUAUAACAUUAUUGGUUUAGCAUAUAAUAACAUGUCUGAUCAUUCGAAAGCACUUUCAAAUCAUGAGAAAGCUCUUGAUAUUCGAGAAAAAGCAUUACCAAAGAAUCAUCCUGAUAUAGGUGCAUCUCUCAAUAAUAUUGGUGUUACACAUGAAAACAUGGAAAAUCAUGUAAAAGCUCGUUCAUUUCUUGUACGUGCUAUAGAAAAUGGAGAAUGUUCGUUAUCACCAGAUGAUCCAAUUCUACAAAUGCGAAAAGAGAAUCUUGAACGUAUAAAAGAGAAAUUGUAA
Messenger RNA from Adineta ricciae, 2181 nucleotides. NCBI's taxonomy places the organism in Eukaryota, Metazoa, Rotifera, Eurotatoria, Adinetida, Adinetidae. The record is from the annotation of a GenBank genome assembly.